Molecule: messenger RNA, 873 nt
Organism: Penicillium argentinense
Lineage: Eukaryota; Fungi; Ascomycota; Eurotiomycetes; Eurotiales; Aspergillaceae
Product: class II aldolase/adducin family protein
Exons: 3
Coding region: 1-873 (290 amino acids)
Cellular component (GO): cytoskeleton
Molecular function (GO): actin filament binding
Source: RefSeq, a predicted model, not a curated record
AUGGCUCCCCCCACCGCAACAGAAACCACUAGCUCAAUCAGCAUGCAAGCGCCGCAAUCCUCGCAGACAUCCGGCGCCGAAAAGGCCAAGGUCAAGAUGCAGAUGCCGACCAUGCCCAAGUUCGAGGAUAAGAUGGCCGAGCGCGAAUACCUCAAGGGCCGACUGGCUGCCGCGUUUCGCAUUUUUGGCAAGUACGGCUACGAUGAGGGUGUGGCGGGCCACAUCACACUCCGCGAUCCAGUAGACCCAUCCACCUUCUGGGUAAACCCCUUCGGCACAGCCUUCUCCCUCAUGAAGGCAUCCGACCUUAUCCAAGUCGACCACGCCGGCACCGUCAUCGACGGCGGCCCAAACCGGAUGCUCAACGCAGCCGCAUUCAUGAUCCACUCCGCCAUCCACGCCGCGCGCCCCGACGUGAUCUGCGCCGCGCAUAGUCACAGUCUGCACGGACGGGCAUAUUGUUCGCUUGGCCGACCGCUUGAUAUAAUCUCACAGGAUUCCUGCGCCUUCUACGAUGACCAUGUGGUAUACAAACAAUUCAACGGCGUCGUCCUAGCCGAAGAAGAAGGCCAUAAUAUCGCCCAGGCACUAGGUGCGAAGAAAGCUGCGCUGUUGCAGAAUCACGGCCUCUUGACCGUUGGGCAGACAGUGGAGGAGACCGUGUUCUGGUUCGUUAGUUUGGAGAAGUGCUGCUAUGCGCAGCUUCUUGCUGACGCGGCGGCGACCGGCCGUGGCGGGGAGACGGUUAAGAUUGAUGACGCGGAUGCUGCGUUUACUUAUAAGACGGUUGGGACGCCGAAGGCGGGUUGGUUUAGUGCGAAGCCGAUGUUUGACGUUGUUCAUCAGGAGACGAAGGGGGAAUAUCUCCAAUGA